UAGUAAAUGUAGCUAUAUUUUAGCAUCGAAAUGAGAUCCGUCAAAUUUAGCAGGAGCGUCUCCGCAUCCGCAGAGCAUCCAGGUGCGGAGGGAUGUGCCGGCAUGUGCGGUAUGUGUCCGUCUUGUGCGUUUGCGCCAAAACCACCGGGUUCUUCUCAGUAUUUAUGGAGGAUCUCGGAUGGAUUUCAGAGGCGGUUUCUAGUGGACUUGCUUUUACGAUGCAGAAGCGUCCGAGUACUAGAAAGCGUCCAGCGGACACUGAACGUAACAUCAUGGACACUGUUUACCUACGCCAGGUCAAGGAGUCCGGCCUGUCCUCAGCAGCAGAGUCCCAGAGAUCCGGAUGGAAAACCUCAUGGGGUCAACGUCCAUGGGAUCUGGGACUGGUUCAGUAACUGUCCUGAUUGGAUGAAAUCUCGGUAUCUCUGCAGCCUUUUCUUACUUUGUGACUCGGAGCUUUUACGGAUGCUCGGAAAUUUAACAAGUGUGCUACUGGUCCAACAGAAAAGAGGAUUUCUGCAGUUUAAUGUAGAAACUUGCGAUGCCAACGAUGAGGAAAACUCAGAGGACCCUGCUCUAAUGGUGGUACUUGGGUCGUCAAAGUCUGUCUCUGGUGUGAGUGGAUACAGAGACUUCAUAGGGUGCCUACCUGUGGAUCUGGCCAAGAGGAUCUUAGGCCUUUUAGAUGAGCAUAGUUUGAGAUGCUGCUUAAAGGUUUGUCAGUACUGGCAGCUCCUCGCAAAGGAAACCAUGGAGGAAAUCAAAUUCAGAAGAAUCUUUGAUCAGAAAGUUAAUAUGAUGAUCAAGAACAAAGAUGUUAACAUUGUCAGUCCGACUUAUGCCAACAUCGUUGAAGUCCUCGUACCUAUCGAGGAUGCAGACGUGUCGUGGAACAGAGAGGACAUUCAUUCUUCCACCCACAAGGCCAAAUCUUUUAAAACUGCCUGUGCUGACGUCAAAACCAAAGCAGUGAAAAUGGAGGAGAGAAAUGUUUACUGUGGUGCGUAUUUUACCACAGUGCUGCUGAAUAAAGAGGACCCUUAUCGUGUGGUGGACUAUGGAGGCAAAUCGUUUAUGUCUGUGGGCUCCAAGGACAAGGCGGUGCACCUACUUUAUGUGGCAUCAGAAACAAAAAAUAUUGCCGUGUUGAAGGGUCAUGUCGGCAGCAUUCGAGCAGUUCUGAUCUGUGAGGACAGAGAUCUGGUAAUAAGCGCCGGCUGUGAUGCAAUUAUAAGAUGUUGGAAUUUAAGGACAGACAAGUGUGUGAUGGCGCUGUAUGGUCACUCUGGUGUGGUGUACUGCCUGGACGUCCAUGAUGAUAGACUUGUCUCAGGGGCUAAAGACUGUACUGUGAAAGUGUGGAGUCUACUAACAGGGAAACGAUGUGAGGAUUAUAAUUUCAAGCACCACAGCUCUGUCAGGUGUGUGAAGAUCAACACAACAAAAGUCUACAGCAGCUGCGAUAGAGGCUUCAUCAAAAUUUGGGACAUGGAGAACGCCUCGCUGCUCAGGGUGAUUGAUGCCCACCGGAGCUCAGUCAAGUGCCUUUUCUUUAAUGAAUGGUACCUUCUGUCUGGGGACUCCAACGGGCAGGUCAUGGCGUGGAGCAUCAACUGUGACACCAAAGAGAAUCUUAUUACAUUCAACCACCCAAAGGAGGUGAAAUCUCUGACUCUUACUUACCUUCGUGUUGUCACCGGCUGUGCAGAUGGAAAGAUUCGCAUAUUUAAUUUUCUGACAGGAGACUGUCUCAGGGAAAUCACAGCAGAGACAGAAGCAGGUCGUAUAUUAUCACUGCAUUUUCACGAAAAUAGUAUUUUAGUGAACAGUUCAUCUAGUGUGAAGCUCUACCAGUUUGGUAAAGUGUACUGGGAUUACAUGGAGUCAACAGACACCAGACUAAAAGAUCACACAACACAAGUGGCUUUACCCUCUGACAAAAUGCACGACUGUAACGAUGGAAAAUCAGACAGAUCUGAUCUACUUUACCAGACCCACCUCCCAUCUGCCUCUACUAAAUGUCAAGCUGCAGAGCGCUACGAGAUGGUGAAAAGGUCACUGCUGCUGAGCGAGAGGGCAACAUCUGAACGAAUUAAGAAGAGGGGCCCACAUCAUCCACUGACACGUGACUCCAUCGUCCUGAGAGUCAACGCCAUCCAAAAGGCUCAGUGCACAGAUGAAGUCAGCAUCAACAUGGAGCUCAACGCCAGGCUGAGGGAUUCCUGGGGCCCUCACACUCCUCAGGUUCAGUCCAACAUCCAGGGUUUAGAACUGAAGUGUCCACGGCGGCACGCACAUGACGAUCACGCCAAAAGGGCCAAGACUUCUUCGGCGGGCUUGAAGAGAGCUGUCGGUCUAAGACGAGCUGUUUCCACUGCCCCGGAUAGAAUGAUGAGACACUCUUUAAUGUCUGAAGAAUCCAAGCCUCACACUGUUGACUCACAGAGGAAAGUUACAAGUGCCUUCACCAGAAGUGCCAAAGCAGAGCCACAUGCUCCUGAACACAUCAUGGUGAGAUCACUACCUAAUCUGGAGUGUUGCGUGAAAACUACCGCUGGCUUACCAAAGAUCAGCCCCGUGGAUCCGUUCAAAGAGCGCACAGAAUUUAGGCUGUUCACCGCAACCCAGCAGGAGGACUACGUCAGAACCAUGAGGGAACACAUGCAGAACUGGGAGAAGAAGCCGUCCAAGAGGGAAAAAGACAAGAAGAUACUGUGAAGACGCUGAAUGUCAUGUGUGCACCAUUUCUAUUACAUUUUACAUAGAAGUCUGACCCAGGAAUGUCUGCAAAUGCAAACUAUAAAGAGCCACAAGGGGUCAGUAUUGUACCACCUAGUUCAUCCUAUGGUUACGAUAGGUCUAGUUAUCAUUUAACCUCAUGAAACCCAGGAAAGUACAAGUUUGAGCUUUUUUCAUGAA
Messenger RNA from Sphaeramia orbicularis (orbiculate cardinalfish), 2919 nucleotides. RefSeq names its product F-box and WD repeat domain containing 10 (gene fbxw10). NCBI's taxonomy places the organism in Eukaryota, Metazoa, Chordata, Actinopteri, Kurtiformes, Apogonidae. The record is from RefSeq and is a predicted model, not a curated record. Gene Ontology annotation, molecular function: protein binding. The transcript is spliced from 13 exons. The coding region runs from base 31 to 2718 and encodes 895 amino acids.